UGGAAUACAGCGAAUCCGCACAACCCCCUACCAUCCUUCUUCAAACGGUAUGGUUGAACGGUUCCACAGUUCUCUGAAACAAGCUCUUCGGUGCCACAACACCAAAUGGACUGAAUCUUUACCAGUAGUUUUACUAGGAUUGCGAAAUUGCUUCAAGGAGGAUCUCAAUGCAUCUUGUGUUGAGAUGGUCUAUGGACAAACUGUCGUCUUACCUGGAGAGUUCUUUGAACCGCCUUCCGAUGCUCCAAGUGAUCCUACAACUUAUCUUUCGAAACUUAGAGAAACCUUCAGAACUCUAAAACCUACACCUGCGUCCUGCCAUUCAAAAUCGUCAUGCUUCGUACAUCCAGCUUUAGAAACGUGCUCCCAUGUGUUCGUAAGAAUCGAUACCUUGAAACCUGCGCUGUCAUCACCUUAUGAUGGACCUUUUGAAGUUCUCCAUAGAACUGAAAAACAUUUCACGAUUCAGAAAAAUGGGAAGGAAGCCACCAUAAGCAUUGACCGGCUAAAACCAGCCUUUCUUUUAAACAUAGACUCAACAGACCCCGUACUAGAAGAAAGAGUUCCAACGCCAGCAGUUUCAACUCCACAAGUUCAAUGUGAGCAAGGUGACUCUUUACCGGUUACGACUCGUUCUGGAAGAAAAGUCCAGUUUAACCCUCGAUACUUGUAAUCACUCUAUAGACUUUCAUAGACUGUUUCGUACCUUUGGUACUAAGGGGGGAGUACUGUGGUGUGCCUCGGCAAACACCCAGUCCCCAAGUAUGUACCUCGACAACCCUCCUGACCACUCCAAAAAACGAACUGAAGUGAGGUAAAUCCAGCCAGCAUAACCGGUUGUAAAACCCCUCAUACUCACGCACUUCCAAACUGACUCGCGUGGAGAGAGGACGCGUUCCUCAACCCUUCAUUAAAAUUAUCUAAUUCUUUACAAUGUAAGUUUUCAUUAUAUGUUUUUGUUAUAAAUUAAAUUUUUCCUUAACUUAAA
This is a messenger RNA of Parasteatoda tepidariorum (common house spider), 988 nucleotides long. The record is from RefSeq and is a predicted model, not a curated record. NCBI's taxonomy places the organism in Eukaryota, Metazoa, Arthropoda, Arachnida, Araneae, Theridiidae.